AUGCGCGAUCUUUUGUGCGCGAUCUUUGCAGCUGCCACCACCAAAAUCCACAGUGAUGCCCCAACCGAAGCAUUCUCAUUUCUCAUCCUUCAUUUUUGUGUUCUCUUCUGUCCUCGUCGGAAGGUACUUGUGUUGAUAGCCUUGCCAGGCUCCAUUCCAUUCAAUUUAAUUCCUGCAAGAGACAUGGCGUCGGAUAGAGUUACUUCAGAGGAAGCAGACGAUGCUGUCCUAACGAAAAGUGAGAGGAAGAAGCUCAAGAAGGAAAAGAAAAAACUCAAAAAGGAGAAGAAGAAAGCAGAAUCAUCCAAACCUGCCGAGGAGUCCUCUCAUCAUGAUCAGACGGAGGAAGAAAAGAAAGACGACGCUGGAGAUAAGGAUAAUAGUCGUGAUGCCAGAGUGGUAGAAGAAUCGGACCCCUCCCACACGGAAAAUGACACUGAGAAAAAGAAGAGAGAACGCAAGGAGAAGAAACGCAAACGAAAGGAGGAAAAGAAGAAGGCGAAAAAACGGCAGAAGAAAAAACAAGACCAAAAACAAGAUAGCUCUGAUUCAGAUAACGAAACGAGUUCAGACGAAAUGCCAUCCAAGCGAUUGCGAAAGAACGAUGAUACCCCAGAAGCGACAACAACAACGGCUGAUGACAAUGAUCAAAAAGACGACAAUGAUGCUGCACCGUCGGGCGACCCUCGCAUAGUGGAAUCUUUCGCAUUGGAUUAUGGUGGGGUAUCCGAAGAAGGUGGCAUUACGUUGAUGCUCUUUUAUCAGUACGUGGAACCCAUUUGGUCUUUAGAGAAGUAUCAGCAAGUCUUGAAGGACAUGGAAGAAUUGGGCAACUCACUCGAGCUCACGGGACGGAUGCGUGUGGCACGAGAAGGUCUCAAUUGUACACUGACCGCCAAUUCUCGAGAAGGCAUGUUGAAAUUCUGUCGAGCACUACGACAACAACCGGAAUUCAAAACCACCGAAUUCAAGUUGACCAACGAUCUUCCCAAAGCACAGAAAUUCCCACAACUCAAAGUCAUUGAGGUUAUCGAACUGGUACAUUACGGAUUGGAAGGAGAAAAGGCACCGCCCAUUCAAGAGUAUCGGGGAGUUCAUUUAGAACCCCAAGACUAUCACAAAAAGAUUGCCGAAAAGGAUACAGUCAUGAUUGAUGUGCGCAAUCAUUACGAGGCGAUUAUCGGACACUUCCAACCACCCAACAAGCGCGCCCUCCUCGAUCCACUCAUGAGAAAGUCGACAGAGUUCCCAGUUUGGUUGGACAAGCAAGAAACCAAGGAAAAGCUAAAGGGGAAACAGGUGCUCAUGUAUUGUACAGGUGGAAUCAGGUGCGAACGAGCCACGGCACUGCUCAAGUACAAGAUGGAAAAUGACCCUGAAAUCAAAGACUUGGGCAUUCAAGAGGUCUAUCAGCUCCAGGGUGGAAUCGACAAGUAUUUCAAAGCGUACCCAGAUGGCGGAUUCUGGAAGGGCAAGAACUAUGUCUUUGAUAAGCGAUUUGCCCACAAACCAGCCGCUGUGGAAGGCAGCGAGAAACGAGGUGAAGCGACACCCGAGCCCAUGAGCAAGUGCGAAGCUUGUCAAAAGCCAUGGGAUCGCUUCCGUGGAAAGCGACGAUGUCCCACCUGUGGUGUUCCAAGUUUGAUUUGCAAGGAAUGUUUCAUAAAGGCUUCGUCGGAGAAGAAGUUGUUAAAGGGUGUCCGAUGUGAUUUGUGUGUCAAGGAGAACAUCACGUCCAAACAUCAGUUGCGAAACAAGGAACAAUGCGAAAUUGACGAAUACGAACAAAAGUUGGUGGAACGAGGACUCAUCCCUCAACCAGAAGCCAAAGGAGAACGGCUCAAGGUCACCGCAAGCACAGGUAGCGGUAGUAGUAGUGCUGUUGGCAAGGAUGGUUCGAAACGAUCCAAAAAGAAAUACGACAAUCAGCAGGACAGUACAGCAAAGAACGGCGGCAAGGUACCACCCAACCCUGAUAACGUCACACGAUUGUAUCUCAAGAAUAUGUGUCGCAAUUCCAUGAACGAAGAGACACUGUUGGAGUUCUUGCCGGGGAUCACGCACCUCGUUUGGAAAUCCGAGGGCAAGACAGGCAAGUUUCUGGGUCAAGGUUGGGUCGAAAUGGCGACACCGGAGGACGCCGCGAAGGCUGUGGCAAAGAAUGGCCAACGAGUCCUGGGACGGCCCCUCUACAUCAACUAUCAACCCGCUGACUCGAAGGAUGUGUGGCCGCUACCGAGUAGUAGAAUACAGUAG
Molecule: messenger RNA, 2256 nt
Organism: Seminavis robusta
Lineage: Eukaryota; Bacillariophyta; Bacillariophyceae; Naviculales; Naviculaceae
Source: the annotation of a GenBank genome assembly